Messenger RNA from Acipenser ruthenus (sterlet), 4101 nucleotides. Its product is annotated as centrosomal protein of 89 kDa. The transcript has 20 exons. Gene Ontology annotation, biological process: mitochondrion organization; cilium assembly; chemical synaptic transmission. NCBI's taxonomy places the organism in Eukaryota, Metazoa, Chordata, Actinopteri, Acipenseriformes, Acipenseridae. The record is from RefSeq and is a predicted model, not a curated record. The coding region runs from base 322 to 2940 and encodes 872 amino acids. Gene Ontology annotation, cellular component: centriole; ciliary transition fiber.
UACCAUGCGUGAGCUACGCUAUGGGAGCCUACGUUCUGCAGCAAUACCCUCUCAGGAAGCGGCUUGGAAUUUCUAAACGGACUGCGUUGCUAAGAGGAUUAAAGCUAGACUGUGGUUGGACAGACACAUUGUCCACAUCCAAUCGUAUCGAGCGUUGCAGGAGUGUGGGUGUUUGGGAGAAAGCGUCCAGUUACCGGGUAGUUAAACGGAAGAGAAGUGUAAUUGAUGAUUGAUGCACGGAAUUACCUUUCUGCAUUUUCCACUAAACAGAGGAAUCUAAAGACUUUUUUUGCGCUGUUGUUUUGAAGCUGAGCACACAAUAUGACAUCAUUUCCAAAGAUGGCAUUCAGCUUUAGAAGGAAAGAUGCAGUGGCAUUUAAGCACAUAGCUCAUGGCUUGAUCCCUGCUGCCACCAUUGCUCCCAGGUCUGCUGUCCCCCGCACCCCUCCCCCCCGUAGCCCAAACCCCUCUCCAGAAAGACCCAGGUCUGCCUUAGCAGCUGCCAUUUUAGCCUCAACACUAACUGGUCGUACAGUGGCAAUCCCCCAACCUCGACAGAGGUCCCUCUCGGAGACAGACGUCUCUUAUUCAGAGAACAGGAGCAGCAUAGAGCCAUACGCCAGUACUGCUGAGAUUGAAAGGGAGAGGUGGAAUGACGCCGUCAAUGGCAGGCUCCGCAUGCCUUCCCCAAGGUUCUCUGAUGAUGAGGAUGAUGACUAUGAGGAUGUAGAGAAGGAGGUGCUAUCGGAGCCAGAAGGCCAUAUCUAUAACACUAUUGCAAAGGAGGAUGAGAGUCAGAUUGAGCCUGUUUAUGCCAAACCAUGCAAAAAGGGAAGAAUGCCCGUGUCAGAGGGCACUGAUGAGACUGACAGCUCUGCAUAUCGUGUGGCUUCUCCGACUUUACCACACCAACUACGAACUGAGCAAAUGCAAGAAAAGAACAUCGUUCAAGAGAAUUUACUUCAAAAGGCUGAAAUUUCAAAGGUGGAAGAAACAGCCCAAAGGCCAUCUCCAACACCAGACCUGACAGAUGACUUGAGCCUUGAAACUCCAAGAACCAAUUCAAACUUGCCUAAGAAGAGAACUUUAUCAAAAAAGAUCUUCAUAAAGGACAGCAAAUCAGAUUUGACAGAUGAUGCAUACAAAGAACUUCUGGAAAUGAAUAAGGAGAUAUUACAAGAGAUGAAAGAAAGAAACCACGCUCUGGGCUCUGAAAAUAAGGCCUUAGUCCAGAAGCUUCAGGAGCAGGGCCAUCGACUGCAGAAGACACAGCUGAGGCUAGACCAAUCGCAACAGGAAUACAGAAGGCUGAAGGAAGCAGAUGAGAGUCUAUCCAGGGAAGAUCACCAGGCAGAACUGCACUCCAUCAGACAGCAGGCCCAGGAGUUGGUUGAUGAAAAUGAUGCCAUGAAAAUGACUAUCCAUCGCCUGAACGUGGAACUGAGUCGCUACCAGACACAAUUCAGACCGCUGUCUAAAGAGGAGUUUUCGAAGAUCAAUGCCCUACCAAUGAAAGGACCACCUCCACCAUGGCUGCUGGACAUGAAAUAUUUAUCUCCUUUGCUCCUGGCAUAUGAAGACAGACUUAGAGAAAAGGAUUCUGCACUGCAUGCUUAUGAGGAGGAGAUGAAGAGUUUUUCUUCUCGAGUGAAGGCGGUGGUGAGGGAGAAUGAGGAGCUUCGUCUACAGCUUGAGAAGACUGGUGCUGUCAGCAACAAAGAGUGGCGUCAAUUAAGAGACCAGGCCAGGCUUGUCCUGGAAGAAAACCAAGUGCUGAUGGAACAGCUGGAGGUACAGCAGGCCAAGGCCAAGGACAGUCACAAUCAGCAUCUUCACGAAGUGUCUAAGUUGACCAAACAGCUCAUGCUCCUGGAAGCUGAGAAAGAAACCCAACAGGAAGAGCUGGUAGAAUGCAGCAAGCAGCUGGAGGAGUUGCGCUCCAAAUACAAGUACGCCAAAGUCAACCUUGAGAACAAAGUGGAGCUGGAUGAACACGUCUCCACUAUGAAUGAACUGAAAAGGCAGCUGCAGCAGGAAGAGCAGAAGAGACAUGCGGAAGUAGAGGAUCUAAUGGGGAGGAUAGCAUCCCUUCAAACUGAGAAGAAAACACUGCUCUUAGAGAAAACAAACCUCAUGGCAGACAACAAGAGCAUUGAGACUGAGCUGGAAAUAUCACGGAAUGCCAACAGAAAGUCUCAGCGGAAGAUCGGCCUCCUGAAACAGCAGCUUGAGGAAGCGCUGGAUAAAGAAGUUGCUGCUCAUCAGUACCUUGCAAACCUGAUCAGCCUGGCUGAGAAAACAACACAGGAGAGAGAUCAGCUCAUAUAUAUGGCCAAAAACCUUGAAACCGACAAGCAAGACGUGUUCAACAAGAUUAUAGAAGGGACCGUCCGAAUGGGCAAACUAGAAGAGAAAGUCAAGGUGUACAAAAAGAAAGCAGCAGCCAAGCUGGGAGACAUGGGGCACAGACUGCUGGAGCAGGAGAAGGGCUUUGCUGGGAAGACAGACUCCUACCAGAGAGAAAUCAAGCACCUCCAGAGGCUGUUGCGAGACAAGCAGGAAUCGCUUGACGAAGUGCUGCAGCAGAAAAGGGAAGUGGAAGGUGAACUGGAGAUUGUUUGGCAGUCAGCUACCAGAGAAAACAAAAGAAUGAAAGACACCCUUUUUGAUUCCUUCUGCCAGAGCAAUGCCCUCAACCUAGAGGAAGCCUCAGGCUUUAGAGCAAGGAGCCUGCGCUCAGCCCACGGGAAGCAGAACAUGGGCGCUGCCUAUCCCCUGGAGCUGCUGGAAGUGAACAGCGCCUUUGCUGUCUCGACUCCAAUACGCAGCAAGCCCAAGCAAGGAAUGCAGAAAAGCCCCAUGUUUGAGUCAGAUUCCGACCAGCAACAAAUCCCAUCAUCUGAUGAAAGCGAGAAGAAUGGGCUGGAGUUUUAUUCAUGAAACGGGGAAUCCUUUUUCUGAAAAGAUUGGCAGUAUGAUUCACGUUCUUACGCACAAAAAAGAAACCAAAAAUCUAUCUAAAAUUUCUCUCUCUCUCUCUCUCUCUCUCUCUCUCUCUCUCUCUCUCUCUCUAUAUAUAUAUAUAUAUAUAUAUAUAUAUAUAUAUAUAUAUAUAUAUAAUUUAUUUUUUACCAGAAACACAUUGACAUCAUACAGCAAGUUGUGUCACGUCGCUGUGGAUGCACAAGCCUUAUAUUAUGGAAAUCACAGUCUGCAACAGAACAUUUUAGGAAGGCUUGGCCACUGUUUGUCCCAUAAACCCUGUCAUUAACUGUUCAAAGGGACAUAAUCACCAGGCAGUGUUGAAACAGCUCAGGCAUUUUGAAAAGUAAGACACACUGAUUCGGUCAUCAGCCAGAAUAUCUGUCUAUCAGAGAAACAAUGAAAAAAAAAAUACAGCACCCACGUUCUGUCCCUUUUCUGUGACGUUAUUCAGUCAAACCAAGCAGUAUUUGUGUGUUUUAAAUUAAAGACUUUUAGAAUUUCCAGUGCUGCACUAUUCAGGGUAAGGUGGAAGGAAGGAAGUGAAUGGGGAGAGCAAACUACAUGCAUCCAUCAUGCUUAUAGUAUUAAAAUCUGGAAAGCAAUAUUAAGUUUGACACCAAUACAAUGAGGGAUUUGUGAGAAUUUAGUUGUGUUAAUAGAGGGAGCGGUAUGCAUUGCAACUAUUAUUAUUAACACUUUUUUUUAUUUUUUAAAUACUGUAAACUUUAAGGCCACCUCAGUAAAAAGGCCACUUUAAGGAUAUUUUUAUCAGUCGGAAUUUACUCCUUUUGACAGCAAUGUAAAGUUACCUUAAAUAUGAAGGCCACCCCUGUAUUCAGUAUUUUUCUUCUGUUAAAUAACCUCCCUAAUAAGACUGACUUGCUGUAAACUACCAACUGUAUUUACAAAGAACCUUUUUAAAACCAACUGAAAACAUGGAUGCAUCGUGCUAUAAUUCAAACCUUUAAAGAACCAAAAGACUAUCUGUUUAUUAAGGUCAGGUACCUUCACUGGCCGUAAUAUCGAGGAUUCACUGUGUACAGCAAUUAUACUCUGAUUAACUAACUGUUUAUCCCUUUACUAAAAAUAAAAAAUAAAAUAUAUACUACAAUGGUA